ACGUUUGUCGGCACAACACGUGUAGCAAAUCUACUUCCUGUUUUGCUAGCGUUCUGGAAAAAAUGUCAGCGACAUGCUGAAGCUAAUUUCAGAGUGUAACUCGUAAUCUGCAGACAAGGACAAACAUGACUGAGCCACGAAACCCUGGGAUGUCCUCCGCCCCUCAGGUGAACCCAGCACACGCUGAGUCCAGCUCUCCAGCUGUAGAGAUGGAUCCGGUGGAGUACACCCUGAGGAAGCGUCUUCCUCGCAAACUCCCCAAGAGGAGGAACGAUGUCUACGUGAACAUGAAAACGGAUUUCAGGGCCCAGUUAGCUCGCUGUCAGAAGCUCCUGGAGGGCGGCGGUCACAGGGAGAUCUGCAUCCACGGUUUGGGGCUCGCCAUCAACAGGGCGAUUAAUAUUGCCCUCCAGCUGCAGACCAGUAGUCAAGGAGCCCUGCAGCUGGCUGCCAACACGUCCACGGUGGAGCUGGUGGAUGACCUGGAGCCUGAAGAUCCUGAUGAGGCUGGGGAGCCAAUGACGCGUACACGCAACAACUCAGCCAUUCAUAUUAAAGUUUUUUAUCCUGAACCUUAAGUGACUGUUGCAUUCAACAGAAACUCCCUUUUGUUCUCCAAUAAUUCCACAAACAAAAAAAAGGUCUCCUGAGACAUCUUCGUGUAGCAACCCAUCAACAUCACCUGGAGUCUUCACAACGAAGUAUUCAGAACAUUUCAUAGUCAUCAUCCUUGUUGUGCUUUAAGUGUUGUUCACCACGUAAAACUUUAUUUAGAUCUGAUGUUUCACAUACAGCUGUACUUUUAUUUAAUUUUACUUCCACCAGAUUGUUCUUGAUUAUAGAGAACAGAAAUCAGUUUAUCAUGUGGGUGUGGUUAUUGUAAAUGUCCACUAGGUGUCAGUAUUUAUCUGUUGUAAUGGAUAUUUAAAACUUCAAUGGCAGCAUUUACCAACAGCUGUUUACGGUGUCGGUCAGCUGUGGGUCAGGAAGACUUCAGAAGUAUUUAUUUAUCUGAUCUUUGAAGGGUUUCUGGUGUUUAUUUGGUCAAAGCUGAUGUACUUGAUUAUGUAUUUGAUAAAGUUACUUGAAUCAGUACAUCUUUGUAUACCAGUUCCUCAAACAUUUUAGGGGAAAAGCAUCUGUGCAGCGUGUGCGUCAUGCAUUAAUUACUUGUUCUGAACGUCUGCUUUCUGAGAAGUUUGCUUUUUACUUCCACCACUCCGAGAUAAAGAAUGAAAUGAACAGAC
Molecule: messenger RNA, 1247 nt
Organism: Nothobranchius furzeri (turquoise killifish)
Lineage: Eukaryota; Metazoa; Chordata; Actinopteri; Cyprinodontiformes; Nothobranchiidae
Gene: pop7
Product: POP7 homolog, ribonuclease P/MRP subunit
Biological process (GO): tRNA 5'-leader removal
Cellular component (GO): nucleus; nucleolar ribonuclease P complex; ribonuclease MRP complex
Molecular function (GO): nucleic acid binding
Source: RefSeq, a predicted model, not a curated record